Messenger RNA from Haliotis rufescens (red abalone), 4309 nucleotides. Its product is annotated as phosphoethanolamine N-methyltransferase-like. The record is from RefSeq and is a predicted model, not a curated record. The transcript has 11 exons. The coding region runs from base 106 to 1596 and encodes 496 amino acids. NCBI's taxonomy places the organism in Eukaryota, Metazoa, Mollusca, Gastropoda, Lepetellida, Haliotidae.
AAAGGCCUGCUUCAUAUCCAGAAUGUCAUUAAAACACCAUUUGAGUGAAUAUUUGUAUUUAAUUUAUUUGGCGUCGAGAGAUUUUGUUAUAAAGAAAGAGAAAACAUGUCAAGUAAAGUUGGUGUGAGAAGUGCAAUGGCUGACUACUGGAAGGAACACUCGACAUCGGCAUCACUAAAAGAGAUGAUGUUGGACAAUGAUGCAGAGGAGUUGCACAAGGAGGAGAUGCCGGAAAUACUCUCCUACCUCCCAGAGUUCGAUGGCAAAAGGGUGAUAGAACUCGGAGCAGGCAUAGGGAGAUUUACAAGUGUUUUUGCUGAGUCAGCCUCAAAUGUUGUAGCUGUUGAUUUCGUGCAGGACUUUAUCAAUAAGAACAAAGUUGCCAACAGUUGCUAUGGUAACGUGGAGUUCCAGUGUGCUGAUGUCACCCGUCUACAGAGAGACAGUAACAGUGCUGACAUUGUGUUCUCCAACUGGUUGUUGAUGUAUCUGUCGGACACGGAGGUGCAGGAACUGCUACAUAAGCUGCUGGAAUGGCUGGACGAUGAUGGCUACCUGUUCAUCAGAGAGUCUUGCUUUCAUGCUUCAGGUAACAAGCCACGUACAAACAAUCCCACCCACUACCGAGAUCCCCAGAUGUAUGAUGCCUUUGCCGCCUCCACCGUGGUCCCUUGUGGGGAGAGUCAGUCCUACGGCUUGGAUCUCGUGUUUUCAAAGGCGGUAGCCACAUAUAUUAAACGUAAAGGUAACGGGAACCAGGUGGUGUGGUUGUGGCAGAAGGUGAAGCGGGACGUGUCUGCCAACCAGGGCUUCCAGACCUUCCAGGAGUUCCUCGACUCUCAGCAGUACUCCAUCAACGGCAUCCUCCGUUAUGAGAAGAUAUUUGGCCGGACAUUUAUCAGUACUGGUGGACUUGCAACGACAAAACUGUUUGUAGACAUGUUGAACCUGACCGAGGGUGCUUAUGUACUGGAUGUUGGCUGUGGAAUUGGUGGCAGUGCUUUCUACAUGGCCAAGGAGUUUGGGUCACGGGUUGUUGCCAUGGAUCUGUCAGCCAACAUGAUCAAGCUGGGGAUCCAGAGAGCAGCGGAGGGAGGUGUAGAUCCGGACCAAGUCACCUUUGAGAUUGCUGAUGUCACAAAACGAUCCUACCGCCCUGAGUCCUUCGACAUCAUCUACAGCAGGGACACCAUCCUCCACAUUGCCGACAAACUAGCACUCUUCAAGAGGUUCUAUAAAUGGCUGAAACCAGGUGGGAAGAUCUUGAUCUCCGACUACUGCUGCAGCGCCGAGGAGCACUCUGACGUCUUCAAGUCAUACGUCAAACAGAGGGGCUACAUCUUGUACAGUCCUGCACAGUAUGGGAAGUUGCUGGAACAGGCUGGCUUUGUUGAUGUGAGAGCGGAGGACAAGACUGAUCUGUUCACAGAGGUUCUUAAGGCAGAGCUGGCUCGCACUGAGCAAAUCAAGGAUGUCUUCAUUAAGGAGUUCAGCCAGAAGGACUAUGAUGACAUCGUGUCUGGCUGGAAGGACAAGCUGUUCCGUGUGGGGUUGGGGGACCAGAGAUGGGGGCUCUUCUAUGCUGUGAAGCCAUGAAAAAUUGUGUGAAUCUCAAAAUCUGACUUGUCUCGCUUUGUGAGAGGACAUCAUGACUUUUCAUGCAAUGAUGCAACUGUGAUAAUCAUCCUUUCCUGGUGAAUCGGGAAGAAAACUGUGAUUCUGUUUACCUCACUGUGGGCGUAUGUUUCACGCCAUCAUCACUAUAUUUGAUCAUAUUACAGGUCUGGGUAAUUGUCAUAAAUUAGAUGGCUAAUUAUAAAGAAAGGAAUGGUGAAGUUGGACCUGUCAUGAAAAUAGAAUGAAAAUAUGUUUCUGUGACAUAUACACAUGAGUAUUAAUUAAGCAACACCCACGUUUUCGGAUAUGUGCUUCAUUAUCAAUGACUAUUGGUUGUUGGAAACACGAGUAGUGAACUGACACUCAAAAGACCUGGCACUACCAUCACACAUGUAAUGAAGCUGACACUAGCAAUUUUAUUGGCGUUAUGAGAAGUCUAAGCACAUUCAUUUCAACAUCACUGAAAAGUAUCUGUACCCAGCCCUCACAACGAAUCGGACUGUCACAUGAUGCAGUGAAAAAUGAUGACUGCCAACCUAGGAAUCACCACUGACUCUGUAAUCAGUAUCUGGUGUAGGCAGCCCUCUCACGGCUGACAUUCGCAAGGCUUCUCUUGAUGCGGCUGAUCAGAUAUCGGAUUUUCAACAUAGGGAUCCUCUGCCAUUCCUGGUGCAGUGCUUGGUUUUAGACUGGAGGGUCUCAACUGUCAUUUGGUGGCCAAGGUAAUCCAAAACGUAUUCAGUUCAAAUCAGGCUUUGUUAUUAUUUUUCGGAAUUGGAUUGUGAAUUAGGUGGUGCUUAAUUACUGCUCAUAUGUGUAUAUAAAUGGUAUAUUGAGUUAUCAAACUGAUGACUGAAAAGAGUCACAAUUAUCUACUGCCUGAUUGACACUUUGUGUCAAAUGUGUCUCGUCUUGCUGACUCAUGUUUGAAAUCCACAUCUUUGUGCAGUGCCAUGGUUGAUCAGAUAGCCUCACUUGCAAGAAUGGAAUGACUGAUUGUCGCUGGGCUUGUGUUCCAGAUCAGGCCUUUGUUUGCCAUUUGCUUGUAAUUAAUGUGAAUAAGGUACUUCAGUGAAGUUCUUUGAUGUCUCAGUUCAUGUUAAAUCUCACAUCAAAUUAAAUUGAGAUGAUCAAUGCUACAGUUAUUCCUUUGAUUCACAGCUUUUAUCUCUUGUAUUAAAAAUGUAAAUGUAUCAUGAAAAAUAUGGGUUUGGGUUUGGGUAGGGUUACAAAAAAGUGCUAUUUUGUUUACUGAAGGUAAUGAUGUCAGGUGACAUACCAGUGCUAUGGGUGCUAUAUUCACUGAUCAUGAUCAAUUAUUCAUGAUCCCAAACAUUUUUUGUUCAGUAUGUAUUUUUAUGUACAACAGUGUUGUGUAACACAAGGUUAUGACAAGAUGGCACUUAUAUGUCAAGUAAUAUCUUAACCAUAUGAUCUUUCUGCACAAGGCAUUUUUACAGUAUGUUCAGAAAAUUGGAAACAAAACCAGUCACACAAAAGUAGGAAUUAGCUGAUGAUGAUUAUAUGUACAUUGAUGUAGAGAAAUGUAUAUAUUCUAGGUGUCCUUGGUUUUACAGAUUUUUACAAAAAUAUAGUAUUUUAGUGCCAAAUAUUUUUUCCUGUAUUUUUUCUGUAAAAGUAACAAUUGAUGAAGGAUAUACAAAGUAACUGUUUGUAAAGAUAAAGAAACAUAUUGUCCUUUUGCUAAGUACUUACUCAGUAUAUUCCAAUGUAGAGGUGACACGUGACCCCACAUACGUUACAGUUAUUAGUUUUCAUGUAAUAUGGGUUAUAUGGCUUUCAACACAAUAAAUAUCUUAACUCUUGGAUCAUUUAUGUAGUGGAAUGUACAUGUUCUAGAUAUGUUUGGUUUUAAAGAUUUUUGACAAAAUGUGAUAUUUUAGUGCCAAACAUUUGUUCCUGUACUUUUCUGUAUAAGUGCAAAUUGAUGAAGUCAAUUGAUAAAAAACUUACAUUAGCCUGAUAACCAUUCAACAAAUUAUAUUUUUAAUACCAUGGUAACAUAGCUUGUCAAGGACGUCUACCUCUUGUUAACCAACGAAUGACUGUACUACGCACAAUUCUAUAUACUGGUGGCUAACUCCUUUAUAUAAAAGGUUUCUGCAUACCUAUAUGUUAUACCAUAUGUCCUAUAGGCAGUUGUGAUAAGUCAAUUCAUGUUGUUGAGAGCACAGUUGGACGUACAGUUUACUGCUGUUCCCAAUCUUCAUCCUCAUCACCGUCACAUCUUUUUCUUGUUUCAUUCAUCCACUGAUAGAUCAUGAAGCACGUUACUAAUUUGACACUUCUUCAGGAGGAAAUGGCAAUACAUUCAAAUACCGCUUGAAAUGGACAUAUUCGGUUAAACCGAAGCAAUUAUAUUUCCUUUUUAAAGGAUUAAUCUAUAAUACAUGUUUAAAAAUAAGUGUUUUUCAUUGUUUAAGGGGCAUUUGGGUAGAUUUUGUCUAUGAAUAUUUAUCAAGUUGUAACAUCUUCUUUUAAAAUUCUAUGGAGGUUAAGAAUGUGUUUGUGGCCUCAAUUUUGCAUCACAAAAUAUUUCCAGAAUCACACGAGGUUAUGGAACAGCACUAAGAAGCCCUGUGACUGUUAACCAGUUUGUAGCUAUGUUAAUAACUGGCCCAUGUUAUUGUCCCUUGUGUAGGGUGUUUAAUAAAACAUUUAUUUAUGUGUA